Molecule: messenger RNA, 1219 nt
Organism: Micromonas commoda
Lineage: Eukaryota; Viridiplantae; Chlorophyta; Mamiellophyceae; Mamiellales; Mamiellaceae
Product: H+-or Na+-translocating f-type, v-type and A-type ATPase superfamily
Exons: 3
Coding region: 172-1140 (322 amino acids)
Biological process (GO): proton motive force-driven ATP synthesis
Molecular function (GO): proton-transporting ATP synthase activity, rotational mechanism
Source: RefSeq, a predicted model, not a curated record
CAAGUUGACGCCUUCGUCAAAUAUCUUUUGACAGUUCCAAACGCCCCGAAGGAAUUGAAGUCAACCGCCUUAGAGCCACCAACCCGAGGCGCGAAAUCGUAGUCCGGUGACGUUUGAUCUAUCUCAGGAACACCGGGACUAAAUUUUUUUUCAUCAAUUUGCCCCUCGAUCAUGUCAAAGCGCGUUUUCCGGGACUCCAUCUCUCUGUUAGAAAGAUUGCGAAGGAGCGAACUUCAAAGCUUCGUUGGGACUCGAGCUCUGCAACACAUAGAAUUUCGUCCAUCUCCUAGUUCCUGCACCCUUGGGAUUCGAACUGUGUCGCUACAGGUGGUCGCUCAGCGGAUGAAGUCUGUUGGCAACAUUCAAAAAAUUACAGCUGCCAUGAAAAUGGUAGCUGCAUCCCGUUUGAAAGGCGCUCAAACGAAAAUGGAGACAUCCCGUGGACUUGUGCAGCCUUUGUUUCGCUUACUCGGCGACAUUCCUGGCACUACCUCCGGCGAAACGAUGAUCAUCCCAGUUUCUUCGGAUAAGGGCCUGUGUGGUGGAAUUAACUCCACUGUCGUUAAAUUUUCCAAAGUUGUUGCGCACUCGUCAGAGGGAGAGACCUCGCUAACAGUCGUCGGGGAAAAGGCUCGAGGACAGCUUUCGAAAUCUUACUCCCAUCUCUUAAGAAAUGUGAUCUUAGAUGUGACGAAGAUCCCGUUAACUUUUGCGACUGCUUCGAUGGUCACAGACGUCAUUUUAGGGCAAGAUGCCCCGAAGAAUCAGAUAAUCUACAAUAGGUUUCAGUCGGUCAUAUCCUUCAAACCUACUGUGGCAACUGUGCUGUCUGUGGAGGAAUACGAAAAAGCUUCGGACAAAGGCUUCAACAAAUUUGACGAAUACGAGUUAGAGGGACCCGGGCGCUCCGAGCUGCUUCUUGACCUCGCGGAAUUCAAAAUGGGCGCUGUCCUGUACAAUGCAUUCCUUGAAAACAGCACCUCUGAACUUGGUUCAAGAAUGCAGUCGAUGGAAAACUCUACGAAGAACGCAAAAGACAUGCUCGGUAAGCUCACGCUGCUGUACAAUCGGACGCGGCAGGCAUCAAUCACGACAGAGCUGAUAGAGAUCAUAUCUGGUGCCUCGGCUCUUGAGGGCUAGAUUCGAGUGACGCUUUGAAAACUUUGUAGUUAUGUUUGUAUCUGUAACUCUCGUAUUAAAAAAUAACUGGUCCGUUUUU